This is a messenger RNA of Cryptotermes secundus, 2010 nucleotides long. RefSeq names its product 28S ribosomal protein S30, mitochondrial (gene mRpS30). Gene Ontology annotation, molecular function: structural constituent of ribosome. The coding region runs from base 191 to 1840 and encodes 549 amino acids. The record is from RefSeq and is a predicted model, not a curated record. Gene Ontology annotation, biological process: translation. The transcript has 6 exons. NCBI's taxonomy places the organism in Eukaryota, Metazoa, Arthropoda, Insecta, Blattodea, Kalotermitidae. Gene Ontology annotation, cellular component: mitochondrion; mitochondrial large ribosomal subunit; ribosome.
CGUUAAUAUGCGUUAGAUAAUCGAGUCGAUCGAGUCGUCGUGUUGUUACGAACGGCUACGAAGUCUAGGAUCGCUAAUGAUCUAAUGAUGUUAACCGAAGCAUGAGAAGUGUAUUCUAGGUGUAGUCUGUGUGUGUGUUUUUAACUGAUAAUUCCUGGUGUUUGGAGGUUAUUUGGCGUGUAUUUUUAAUAUGGGGCGAUUUCGGUGGCACCAUUGUAGAACUACUAUUAGGAGGUCCACAAUAAGGAUAAAACCUCUGAAGUAUGAACAAGAAUACACCGAUACUCCCCAGUAUCCGCCAAUAUUAGAUAUUUCGUAUAAAGCACGUAAGCAGCGAAUGGAAAAUCAGUGGCAUGAAAAAAUAAAGUCAAUUAAAACUGUGGAAGAAAAACUGUUUGAAAUUAACAUGCCUAGAUAUUAUGGAUGGAGGUCAAUAAUGCUGAGAGAAGGAUCAAUACCCUACGACUCACUGCCCUUCGUCCAACAUGUUACAAGGACACACCUAAGGGAAUUCAAAGAUUUGGCUCCCUAUUCAACAAAUCUCGAAGAAGACGCAAAUAAAUUAUUGGGACAGGUCAAACCACGGAUCGAGGAGGCUCUCAUCUUCGAAUUUAAAUACCGAAGCCGGAAGCAUGAAUAUUUGCAUAAUGAAGGAGGACCCAUAACUGCCGAAAAGUUGGAUAAUAUUAUGGGAACCUCCAUUUUACAACAAGUCAACAGAAUUCUAUUGGGAAAUCUAUCAAAAAAAGUUCCCCAUCUUGUGAAGUGCCAGGUUGAAACAGAUCCACGGAUUGAAUCAUUUUGGUCUGUUGGAGGGAUGAAUCCGCCUACCUUCCUUAGGAAACACAAAGAGAAUGUGCCCUGGCUCAAAGAUGAAGCUGGUGAACCUAUUGACAGAUGGUUCCAAUAUCUUGGUUCUCCAAUUUUCCACUUGCGACAUGAAUUACCGUUACCUGCUGUUGUUCAGAUGAAUGAAUCUGAAAGCUCUGAGUUUGAUGUUCCAUUUUUUUCUUAUGAUCCCAAAGUCAUAGGAUUUCAUGAUGAUCGUCGGUUAGGAACAAACAUCCCUGGUUUCUGGCCAGGAGAUCCAUGUGAGUUUGGGCUCUUAUCAUUUCAUCAUCGAGGUCACAUGCAUCAGCGAUUGCUACAGUAUGGUGAAGAGGACAGAGCAGAUGCUCUUCAUGUCCAAGCCAUUCUUGCCUCCUUUGGUUGGCUUCUUCCCCAGGCAUGUUAUCAAGGUUUCUCAACAUUCAAUGAUGUGACAUACCCCCUUGUGACACAGACUGUGAUAACCAAUGGAAAAUUGUGGUCUUUCUAUGUUUACCAACUGAACACCACUUUGCUGCAUGGUGAACAUACCUCCAAUAAUCCACGUCACAACUUGUGUUGGGGGACACCAGAAUUGAAACUGUUUGAAGCAAUCGAAGAUGGGAAGGUUAUAGGUUUCAAUGAUGAUGUUCUGAAAUACUUGCUGAAGUUCUAUUUAAAUACUCCAAAAGUUAGAGAAGGAGUAGAAAUGAAGCCUUAUCUUGGGGAUGUAGAGAAGCAUAUUGCGGACAUUACUGAAGACAAGAGAAGGGAGUGGCUUGAAGCUGAAUUCAAGCACAUGUAUUCUACUCGACCACGCCAUGUUCUUCCUUAUGAAAUAUACCAGUGGGAAAGAAUAUAUAAGAUUAGGCAUAAGACACGACCACUUGAAGCUCGAAGGAGACCAUUUGAAUUGAAAAAUGUUCACCCCUUCAUGAGGAGAUACGACGAACAUGUACCAAAGUAUAUACCCAAGAAAUUCAGAGAACCAGGCAAAUUCAGGCAGAAGUUUGAAGAUACUUACUACCCGUAAAGGAGGAAUCCUUGCAUCUAUAUUUGUAUGUUUUUAGUAAGAGUAUUUAGGUAGCAAGUUUGAGUUAGUAUGUUCAACGAAAAUGUGUUCCUUAAGUUUUUCAUAGAAUAAAGGAAUGAAUGUUAAAAUUAUGUACAUUUCAUACUUAAAAUACAUGAAAUGAUACCUCA